CAUUCUGUUCCCCUGUAAACACGUGUCGCGGCAGCCUCGCUCCUGCGCUCCUGGACCGUCGCUCAGAAUGGCAAAGAGCCUGCGGAGUAAGUGGAAGAGGAAGAUGAGGGCGGAGAAGAGGAAGAAGAACGCCCCGAAAGAGCUGGCCAGGCUGAAGCAGGCUCUGGGCUCCGGUGUGAAGGGCGAGGCGGUGAUGGCGGAGGUGCAGGAGAUCGCCACGGUGGUGCCCGCAGACAAGGUCAAGAAAGCCGAUGUCGACAUGGAAGACGCUGCAGCCACGGAGGGUCAAAUGGAGACGGACAGCAAACGCAACAAGAAAACCCUGCUGAACGAGCACGGCCAGUACCCGGUGUGGAUGAGUCAGAGGCAGGCCAAGAAGAUGCGGGCGCAGAGGACAGGACAGAAGGGUCCGGGCAAGAAGAAGAAGAAGGGACUGGCCUGGUGACCUUCAGGAGGACCUUCACCGUGACGGACUGUGGAGCCACAGAGUGGCACUGAAGCACGGACCUCAGAGACUGAUGUCCUGGACGGACAGAGACGCCCCGCUUUGGAGAUGAUGAUGAUGAUGAUGAUGAUGAAGGUGGUGCAGAGGAGCUGUGAUAUGGUUUCUCUUCCAUGUAAACAUGCAUUUCUUAAGAAACAAUAAAGCCUCCAGCUGAAGAGAUACAAGCCUGGAGAGAGAGAGAAGUGCUG
Synchiropus splendidus (mandarinfish) is the source of this 693-nucleotide messenger RNA. It is a transcript of the gene llph, whose product is annotated as LLP homolog, long-term synaptic facilitation factor. The transcript is spliced from 3 exons. The record is from RefSeq and is a predicted model, not a curated record. The coding region runs from base 68 to 445 and encodes 125 amino acids. Lineage: Eukaryota; Metazoa; Chordata; Actinopteri; Syngnathiformes; Callionymidae. Gene Ontology annotation, biological process: dendrite extension. Gene Ontology annotation, cellular component: nucleolus. Gene Ontology annotation, molecular function: RNA binding.